Molecule: messenger RNA, 878 nt
Organism: Arvicola amphibius (Eurasian water vole)
Lineage: Eukaryota; Metazoa; Chordata; Mammalia; Rodentia; Cricetidae
Product: serine/arginine-rich splicing factor 9-like
Cellular component (GO): cytoplasm; nucleus; ribonucleoprotein complex
Molecular function (GO): mRNA binding
Source: RefSeq, a predicted model, not a curated record
AUGUCGGGCUGGGCAGACGAGCGCUGCAGCGAGGGCGAAGGGCGCAUCUACCUGGAGAACCUUCCGACCGACGUGCGAGAGAAGGACCUGGAGGACCUGUUUUACAAGUACGGCCGCAUCCGCGAGAUCGAGCUCAAGAACCGGCAAGGCCUCGUGCCCUUCGCCUUCGUCCGCUUCGAGGAUCCGCGGGAUGCUGAAGAUGCAAUUUAUGGAAGAAAUGGUUAUGAUUAUGGCCAGUGUCGACUUCGUGUGGAAUUCCCCAGGACUUUCGGAGGUCGGGGUGGGUGGCCCCGUGGUGCAAGGAAUGGGCCUCCUACAAGACGAUCUGAUUUCCGAGUUCUUGUUUUGGGACUUCCUCCAUCAGGCAGCUGGCAGGACCUGAAAGAUCACAUGCGUGAAGCUGGGGAUGUCUGUUAUGCAGAUGUACAAAAAGAUGGAAUGGGGAUGGUUGAGUAUCUGAGAAAAGAAGACAUGGAAUACGCUCUGCGUAAACUGGAUUAUACAAAAUUCCGCUUUCACGAGGGUGAAACUUCAUACAUCCGAGUUUAUCCUGAGAGGAGUACCAGCUAUGGCUACUCACGGUCCCGGUCUGGGUCCAGGGGCCGGGAUUCUCCGCACCAAAGCAGGGGCUCUCCAUACUACUUCUCUCCUUUCAGGCCUUACUGAGGAGGGGGGGAGUUUUCUACUUUUUAGAUGCUCUGAGCUGCUUUGUGCUCAGAAUCUACAUUCCAGAUUGAUAAUUUAGUGUCUUAUGAGAUUUUUCUAAUUUCUUUUUUCUUUUUCUUUUCUAAGGAACUACAUAAUUUCAACCAGGGCCACCAUACUAGCAGUGAAAUGUUUUAGACUGCAGAAAUAGAAGUUGUGGCUUUGGUUCAGAA